Vitrella brassicaformis is the source of this 1182-nucleotide messenger RNA. The record is from the annotation of a GenBank genome assembly. NCBI's taxonomy places the organism in Eukaryota, Vitrellaceae.
GCCUUACUCAUCGCCUGGGGGCCUUGCGUCAUCCAACAUCUCGCUUCCGACCACCCGUCCACCAACGUCUACCGAUUCCUGGGCCCUCAGCCUGCAGCCUUGUGGCCAGAGGGCGGCAGCUGAUCCGACGAAUGCAGAAAUGGCGGGGCAGGAGACCCAGGGAGGCAAGAAAGGGCCUGUCCAGCAGCAGUAUGUGAAGCCGCAGCUGGGAGGAGCGCAUGUGAUCAACAUGAAACAGGUGCAGCUGGAAGACGACGUGACAGCCGAUCACUCAAUGCUCAACUGCGCAAAGGUAGGUGAGAUACGCAGACAGACAGACAGAUAAAUGGAUGGGCAGGGCAGGCCGAAGGAGUCAGCCUGUCCCCCUCGCAGACUCCUAGAAUGAAUGUGUCUGUCUGUCUGUCUGUGCAGAUGUCGUGCGUCUUGUCGAUAUUCUUCCCCAUCAUCGGCUGCAUCGCCUUCUGUCUGAAUCUCGACGCCAAGAAGGGGUCCGAGAGGCAUAAGUGGGCCCGCCGCUGCCUCUACACAGCCCUCGCCGCCUUCACUCUCGUCAUCAUUCUGCGGGUCAUCAUCUUGUCACUCUGGUUAUCAGGGGUGUGAGCAAGGAGGGGACUCUCCGCGGCAGGCGCCUUCAGGAAGUCAGUCGUGUAGGAUGAGUGGUUUCUGUGCCGGUGUUCUGCGUCGCUGGCGUUAUCGACUGAAGCUGUGAUUCCUCUCGAGGACAUGGACGAUGUUCGUUUGCCCCAAUGUUGUUGUGUGGGCAGGGGGGACAUGGUCAUUCGCCUCGGAAAUCAGUGGGUGCCUGUAGGGUAGGGUGCCUGAUCUUUUUGUUUAUUUAUUCAUUUGUCAUCUCAUCCCGUCUGUCUGUCGUGUACACUGUUACCUGCUGGCUCACAGUAGGCAGCUGUACGUACAUAUGAAUGCUCUGCCUCUCCGUCCGUCCGUCUGUCUGCCUGUCUGUCUCGGUGGCUCUUUCGUCUUGUUGCGUCAUUCCCUCUUGGAAAGGUCCAUUUUGUGCCUUUCUUUACCCAUCACGUGAGAUGGUGAGGUCGGUGAAGAAGGCAAGUAAGGACUGUCGAGGUGUAGAUGCAUGGCGCUUGUGAUUGGUUAGAUCUGCUUGGUUGGCUGCACGCACGGACGAUUGUAGGACGCUUGGCUUAAGAUAAAACAGACCCAACGCCA